This is a messenger RNA of Rhipicephalus sanguineus (brown dog tick), 856 nucleotides long. Its product is annotated as thiamine-triphosphatase. The record is from RefSeq and is a predicted model, not a curated record. The coding region runs from base 71 to 775 and encodes 234 amino acids. Gene Ontology annotation, molecular function: thiamine triphosphate phosphatase activity; magnesium ion binding. Lineage: Eukaryota; Metazoa; Arthropoda; Arachnida; Ixodida; Ixodidae. The transcript has a single exon. Gene Ontology annotation, biological process: dephosphorylation; thiamine diphosphate metabolic process; thiamine metabolic process.
CAAAGUUCCUGGGGGCAUAACUGGCGGGAUUGCGAAUGCGGUGUCAGUGAAGUUACAUGUUACCACUCUGAUGUUACGAAGUCAAGUUAUGGCAACAGCAGAGCUUCCGACUCGUUGCCGAGAGGUUGAACGCAAGUUCAAGGUGCCUCCCGACAUCGAGCAACGCCUGCUUGCGCUUGGGGCACCCCUCGUGUCGCGAAAGACUUUCGUCGACACUUACUUCGACACGGAAGACUACAUUCUCAGCCUGCGAGACCACUGGCUCAGACUUCGCACCGUUGAUAACAGCAACACGUGGGAGCUGAAGCAUCGCAAGAAGGGAGACGUGACUCGCGGCCCAGCCACCGCAUACAGAGAAGAGCGCGGCGACAGUCAGAUAAUGGCGACUCUCGGAGAAGUACUUCCACGUCAGACCGAGGAAGUGUCGCGGGUCAGCGACCUGGUCACCAACGGCACACUGCGGGAGUUGGCAGUGAUCAAGACCGACCGCAAGACGUUUAGAGCGCCAGGAAACGCCGUUGUCGACAUCGACGAGACCGACUGGGGCUUCUCGGUCGGCGAGAUAGAGGUCGUGCUCGCCGAGUCUGACGACGGAUCGGACCUCCCUGGAGACGUUGACAGGGCGACCGCGGAGAUUGCGGCGCUUUCUGCCCAGCUUGGCAUCGGCCAGGAAGGUCCACCGCAUGAAGGAAAAGUGGAAAGCUGCCUGAGACUUCGACGGCCCGAGCUGUACAACCGUCUAGUUGAGUGCAUAUGGUAUUGCCAGAAAAGCUGAACACGCCCGAUUUUAGGUUGGAAGAAAGCUGUACUGUCAGAGUAAGCGCUGCAUGGCACAACGCGAUGGCAUGCGGAAUGG